Molecule: messenger RNA, 1173 nt
Organism: Plasmodium vivax (malaria parasite P. vivax)
Lineage: Eukaryota; Apicomplexa; Aconoidasida; Haemosporida; Plasmodiidae
Exons: 12
Coding region: 313-1173 (286 amino acids)
Source: RefSeq, a predicted model, not a curated record
AUGUUUCUUCCCACCGAUGGGGGCAUGCGAAGGUCCUUUCAAGGAAGUGCCGCAAAAUCUGAUACACAUAGGAGAGAAAAAAAAAAAAAAAAAAGAUUCCCCCAUUUGGGCAUCCGUUGGGGGAGGGCAGCAUCUGACGAAGCCACAGAAGGGACACCCAAGCAUGUGCCUACGCAGGUGGAUGUGACCAUGCCCUUACCACACUUUCUCGAAAGGAACAACGUCCCCUGUAUAUCAAAUCGGUAGCCCUGCGAAAGAGCGGUCGCCUGUGCAUCUCCUUCUCCCUUCACCCACCAACCCAAGUUAACCAAAAUGAUUACCUCCAAUGCGUGUGGUCCCUUUCUUCCCCCUCCUCUCCCCUUGCAGCUACAAGAAAACCUAAUCGCAGAACGGACACUGAAAGAUGGGAAGGAUAUCUUCGUAUUUAAUAACUAUGCCAUUUGGCUAGUCAAGCUAUCGCACCUGUGCAUCUCCCUCUUCUUCCUCAGUGUUAAAAAUAUCUUUCACCUUUCACCCAACUGGGUAUUUCUGAUUUUCUUCUUCGGGUUUUUUAUCAUUUGUUUUUUCUUUUGCAUGAGUUGGUACAGCUGUUUCCGCUUCAUUAGGAGAGUAACAAACGAGGAGCUAAUCGAUGAAGAACUGAACCCCUCCGUGCUGAACGAAAUAAUUCCUCAGAUUUUCUUCUCCGUGAGCUCCUUUUUGCUGAUAAGCCUUCUUUACCUGGGGCACCUGCUAGUCUACCUGAACGUGCAGAACGACGUCAUUUCGGUCCCCGUAGAAUCCCAAAUCAUUUUCGUUUUCUUUUUCUUCUGCUGCGUGUUGUACGGGGCCCUCUUCGAGUACGACAAUUCGGUGGGCGUCUUCCUCCUCGGGGCCAACGGAAUAGCCACUCUGGCGCUUUCCUUCUACCAGACCGGACUCUACCUGGCGCACCUGGUUCGAAGGCACAAACAGAACAAGCUGUUCUAUCGAGACCGAGAGGGGGGCUUCGAGCAAAUGCUCAUGUACACGUGCGCGUCAGCUUUUGCUUCGCUCCUACUGAAGAACCUGAGUCUGAUUAACUCCCAGCUGCUAUCCUUCCUGUUGCUCCUUUCAUCCAUUGGAAGUCGAAUCAUGCACACGUAUGUAUCUUCCUUCCACUCGAGCAAGAAAGCCCCUGGGACGCUGAGUUGA